AUGAAGUACGAUUACGAUGACCACGAUGACCAAGAUGAUGGCAUUGGCUACGAUUAUGACGAGGAGCAGCAGCAACAGCCCCAACAGCCCCAACAGCCACCAAGGCGUUGGUUAAUCCCCUUUAUUCUCACAUCAAUCACUAUAAUCUCAAGCGUAUUUGGCACUAUCGCCGGAUUUACAUACGAACAUCAUAUUGGAAUCUCCAAACAGCAGCCAUUUACACUCGAUAAACUGUUCGAUGAGACAUUUGAGAGUUUUACGAGUGAUAUUAGUUGGAUAAAUGGUGAUGGCGAUGGUGUUUACACGCGUACUGACGAGAGUGGGGCUAUUGAAUUGGUUUAUUUGAAUGAUAACACCACUAAAACUCUAGUAAAGGCUGGAGAAGUGUUUGAUAUCGAUGGAAAUCCACUCGACUUGGACAGCUUCACAAUUAGCCCUGAUUUGAACUUUAUCCUCCUUAAAUCAGACACCCUUCAACAAUUCAGACAUUCCAGUUACGCUAAUUAUCACAUUCAUUCAAUUGAAUCAAACUCAACCCACCCACUACACGACUUAACAUCUCCACCCUCAAUAUCCCUCGCUAAAUGGUCCCCAUCUGGCCAUUCAUUGGUUUAUUGCAUCUCCAACGACCUCUACCUCGUACAUUCCCGCGACGUUUCGAAAGAUCCUCCACAGUCUGUCAGAAUCACAGAAACGGGCACAGACAGCACGUUCAACGGUGUCACUGACUGGGUGUAUGAGGAGGAAGUGUUCAGCACCCACGACGCAACCUGGUGGAACAGCGCGAGUGAUUUGCUGGCUUAUCUCACCCUCGAUGAAGCCAAAGUUGGCGAAUAUUCAAUCCCCAUCUACAAUCCAACGAACAGUGCCGAGAACAUUGCCCAGUACCCUGAGGAUUUACGCAUAAAGUACCCUCAGCCUGGCACUCCUAACCCCACAGUAAAACUCAGCGUAUACUCCCUCGUCAAUAGUCACACAUACACCCUCAACUUUCCUGAAACACGCGACGAUCGCCUCAUUAUAGACGUGGCUUGGUCGAGCAGCAAAACUCUUCUUGUUAAAGAGACCAAUCGCUCUUCCCGCCAAGGGUCUGUUGUCCUUUUCAACUUCACCCAUAUAUCCCCAGACGCCGAAUACGUGGAGGGCGUUACUGUGCGCGAUAUCUCACCUUCCGACGGUGGAUGGAUUGACUGCCAGCAGACCAUCCGCGGCGUGGAGGGGGUGGAAGGGCUUGAAGGUAGUGCGUACCUCGAUAUAGUCCCCAACGAGCAGGGGUACAACCACAUCGCCUUCUACACCUCCAGCAACGCCUCGCUCCCCAUCUUUCUUACUGGCGGGCAAUGGGAAGUGGAAGGUGUGUUGGCAGUCAGUGCGGUGCAGAGAAACGUCUUCUUCUCCGCUGCCUAUCCGACCCCGAUUGACAGGCACAUUCUUACAGUCAGCCUGCCCACGAUUGACAGCAAGGACGACGACAACGACAGCAUUGCCAUAGAAACUCCAGUAAAUCUCACAGACGUGAGCGUGCCCGCUAAGUACUCAGCGGCUUUCAAUCCCGACGCCUCCUUCUACACGCUCAACUACGAGGGACCACGUGUACCAAUGCAAGAUAUCCGCGCGGUGGAUAGUGAUGUCAGCAUCAGCGUGGAGCAAAACAUAGCCCUCAACAACACACUCAAACAGCACGCCAUGGCGCAGAUCCACUACGACACGAUCACGCUCAACGAGACAGAGAUACAAAUCCGCGAGGUACGACCAGGGAAUUUUGACGAUUCUGCCAAGCACCACAAACAGAAACGACCCGUCUUGUUCCAGGUAUACGGUGGUCCCGACUCGCAAGCGGUGGAUCAGCGAUUCAGAGUGCAGUGGAGCGACUACCUGGCCAGUGUGCACGGGUACAUAGUAGUGCAUGUCGAUGUGCGCGGGUCGGGUAAGCGUGGGCGGCGUCACCGCAACGUCGUUACUGACAGAUUGGGUCAAGUAGAAGUGGAUGAUAUGGGAGCACUCGCGAGCUAUUACGCCCAAAAGGAAUACGUGGAUGCAACAAGAAUGGGCGUGUGGGGUUGGUCGUAUGGCGGCUAUCUCACUGCAAAAUGCAUGGAAGGCGCUAGCGAUAUUUUCAGCCUCGCUAUGGCGGUGGCGCCCGUGACCGAUUGGCGUCUGUACGAUAGCAUCUACACCGAACGAUACAUGUCGUCACCAGACCAAAACGCUAAUGCUCAUGGUUAUGCUGAUGCUGCUGUCAGGAAUGUCUCCCAGUUUCAUAACUUCGCCCUCGCUCAUGGCACUGGUGACGAUAACGUACACUUUGCUCAUUCCGCUCACCUUCUCGAUCUGCUCACCCAAGAAGGCGUGCAGGACUUCGCUUUUAGACCUUUCACGGACUCUAAUCACUCCAUUCAUACCCGCGGCGCCUACAAAGAACUCUUCGUCUGGCUAACCCGCUUCUUGGAGGAUAAUUGGACAAAAGUUGCACACACGGGUAAGAAAGGUUAG
Messenger RNA from Wallemia ichthyophaga EXF-994, 2493 nucleotides. Its product is annotated as putative dipeptidyl-aminopeptidase B. The record is from RefSeq and is a predicted model, not a curated record. Bases 1 to 2493 code for a protein of 830 amino acids. The transcript has 2 exons. Gene Ontology annotation, biological process: proteolysis. Gene Ontology annotation, molecular function: serine-type peptidase activity; dipeptidyl-peptidase activity. Lineage: Eukaryota; Fungi; Basidiomycota; Wallemiomycetes; Wallemiales; Wallemiaceae.